Staurois parvus is the source of this 306-nucleotide messenger RNA. Lineage: Eukaryota; Metazoa; Chordata; Amphibia; Anura; Ranidae. The record is from the annotation of a GenBank genome assembly.
CUGUGUCCAAUCACAGCUGAUCACUGAUCAUCAGGGCACUGAUGAUCAGUGUGCCCUGAUGAUCAGUGUAGCCCCAGCAGUGCCACCUGUCAGUGUCCAUCAGUGCCUUAUGUCAGUGCUCAUCAGUGCCUCGUGCCAGUGCCCAUCAGUGCCACAUCAGUGCCACAUAUCAGUGCCCAUCUGAGCUGCCUUUCAGUGUCACCCAUCAGUGCCACCUAUCAAUGCCAAUCAGUGCCUCCUAUCAGUGCUGCCAAUCAGUAGCACCUAUCAGUGCCAGUCAGUGCCGCCUAUCAAUGCCAGUCAGUG